AUAUGGCGGCCAAAACAAAAUGUCAAGAAUUUGGACAUAUCGAACAAAUAGUGUAUGCUUCGUUAUAGGGUUUAAUAAAAUAAAACAGAAUGGCGAAGAAGAAACCUAGGUCUGGUAGGAAACCUAAAAAGCAGGGUCCAUCAUUAGAAGAUGAAGUUCCAGUGUACACCAGUUUGCCUCCUAUGGUUGAGGGACAGCUGAGAUGUUUCCUAAGACUGAGUGUCAACCAGAUCCUGUGGCUUCUCCCCACUCCACCAGAACUGAGCCAAGUUAGAGUGAAAUGGUGGGGAGAGGAGGGACUGGGGGCAGUGUUCAGGCCACUGAAUGUUAAAGGGAGUGACAAAACCCUGCUGAAGACCACAGCUCGUUAUGCCAUCAGAUCUGGGCCGAAACAACUCACAGCAUACCUUACAGAUAUGGGACCCCUGGUGUUGGAAGUCCUCAGUGGUGUUGAGAUGACACUGGUUGGUCAGGCGCAGAUUGACCACAUUAAUACUCUGUCACCUGUUAAGCCCAUUAAUGGGUUCUUUCCCGUAAUGUCUGCGAAUGAUGAGAAGAUAGCAGAGUUGCAGGUCUCUUUGUCCUUGGAAACUCUUACAGGUACCUAUGAUUCCUCUGGGUCGGUCCCUACCACAGAUAUGAGCACAGAGCUGCCUUUCCAUCAAGACCACCAGAGUGCAGCACCUCCCAGGACAGCCCCACUCCCACACCCUAGGUUUGCUGCCACAAGCUCCAGUGAAACUGAAGAUCCUUUCAAAUCACCAGCUCCUCUUAAGACGUACAGAAUAUCACCAGGUGAUAAACCUGACACUUCCAAAGCUGGUUAUCACAAUAUAGAGUCUAGAGCAUCAGUGCAUGAAGAGCCCACAAGAGACAUUCCCAUUUCUGAAAUUUCACGACCUGGAUUGACAGGCAAUAUUAAGUUAAACCCCUCAAGUCAGGCAGGCACUGAUUUGGUCUCUGAGCUGCUGGAAAGAGGCUCCAAGCUCAAGGAAGCCAUGGUGAUGUCCACUGUGGACAGAGCCCAAGGAGAGGCUCCAGUAGUGCCUGAAAUAGAUGCUGUGUUGGAUGUGCCAGAGAGUGCUAGGUCUAGAGGUUCCUCUGGCAGUCUGUUGAAGGAGAUACUGGAGCGCAGUGAAGACCUACAUGAAAUUGACGCCACAGACUCUGACACUGCAGACAUAGAAACCAGGGCUGUUGACUUGGUCUUUGGGGCUAAUGUCACUGGGAAAGAAUUGAAGGCUUUGAGAGGACUAAGUGGUCACUCUGAUGACAGUAUGUCCAGUGAUGAAGAAGUGUUCAGUGAUAUAGGAGAUCCAGUCCAUGAUGACAGCAUACUGCAUGAACUCUUCUAUAAGAAUCCAGACACGGAUAGCAGUAGCGUAACAGAUGUGAGCACAGAUGAAGAAGACAAUGGAAGAAAACGCAAAAGAAGACCACCUUCAGUUGCAUCAUUAGAGGAACCAGGAAACAUUAGACCACCAUCCAGGCAGUCUUCUCGCUCCAGUUCAGCCAUACCACCUCAAACAAACAACACCCUGUCCAGGAAAUCCACUACACCUAAGAAGACCCCUGAGGACAAAGGAAAGCGUAGGAAGUCCCUGAAGAAAAGGACCAGGUCUCACAGCCGUGACAGAAGUGGAAGUGACCUGAGUGAUUCUGAUGCCAGGAGUGUAGCGUCCAGGGGCUCUGAGGGCUCCCGAGUGUCUUUUGAUAUGACACCGUCUGAUGCUGAGGAGAAUUCUGCAUUAUCCAAGCUUCCUAAGGAUGCCCCAGUGGAUGGUCUUAGUGUCGAGAGACUAACACUGCUUGGUAGAGUUAGUGUUGGAAGAGUUGUGGUUGAUAGUUUGAAGCUGGACCAGAAGAGUGCCACACCCACUCCUCGAGGGAAAUCUGCCCCAAGGAGCAGGGGAAAACCACCCAGACCAUCUCCAAAACCAAAGAGGGCCAGCACCUACUUUGUGGAGUAUCAGUUUCCAGUGGUGGCUACUUCUAGGGACAAAUAUACCCUAAAUACCAUGGCAACAGAGGUUAUGAGGGUGGCAUCUAAGAAAGUCAAAGAUGGAGUUGUGACGUUCAACCACCGUUCAGUGUUCCCUGUGCUGUUUGAUGGCACUGCUGUAGAGAAGUGGUGGAAGUCUCUCCUAGUGUUUAAAGUAUUUGCCAAAUCUGCUGGACAGAAGGUGCCAAACCUAAUAGGAACUUGUUCAAUCCCUUUGAAAGCUAUACUUAAGUCUGAAAAUUUACAUAUGGAAAGAUCUCUGGAAGUUAAGGACAGAAGAUCAUCUCUUUCAUCAACUACUACCAGUAAUACACCCAGUUCUAAUGGAAAGGCUCCUGUGAUAGGCUCUUUACAGGUUUAUGUUGAAUUAGCAUCAGACCACAAAGAUUUUUCAACAGCCCUAGCCAAAACCAAGCUAGCAGAGAUGAAAAAUCCAAAGAUUGUUCCCAUUCCACAGCCUAAACCUACCCCCCAGCCUCCCCCAGGGCUGGUGAACCCACAAACUUCAGAGCCACCAGGCAGUGUCAGCUCCCAUGCCACCCAAACAGAGCCCAGACCCACCAACAUCCAUGAGAUGCCCCUGGACCACCCCUCAGGGCUUCCCAGAGCACCCCCUACACAGCCUCCACCAGUACAGAUGCAGCCCAAACAGAUGUAUCAAAUGCCUCUAGACUACACAGGACUAGCUACAGUGCAGGACAGCAUGGAGGCUAUGACCCUCCACACCCUGUUACUAGUACCAGAGGGAAGAAAUAUCAAUCUCCAGGGGUUGCUUCCUCCACAUAUGAAUGGCAAGCAACCACCUGCUCCAAGUACGCUAGGUUGGACGGGUAGAGAUAUGGCUACCAGAAACCUGUACCUUGUGUGUAGAAUGUUUUGGUGUGAUGAUGCAGUGACUUCUAGUGUUUGCUGGGGAACUUUUAACCCAGUCUUCAAUUUUGUACAGAUUGGACCUGUAUUAGUGACUCAGUACUUAUUGGAGAGGAUGAGGAAUAACUUUAUGGUGCUGGAGGUCUGGGACAAGAAGACUGGAGCCCAGAAUGACAAGUUGGUGGGCAUUGUGAAGCUGUCCUUGCACCAGUUUUACAUGUCAUUUAGAGACAGGAAGAUUUGCAGAGCUCUGCUGAAAUCACAGUACCCAGUGGUGUCUGUGGACAACUGGCUGCCAGUACAAGACCCAUUCACAGGAAUACAGUUUGGACAGUUGAAGGUGCUGCUGGCAGUGGGAUCUGCAGAACAGGUGUCUGCACUCCAGAGACUGAAACUAGAUAAGAAUGGGGACAGUUCUAUGCCUCAGAGACCACAGCAUUAUCUUGAAAGACAACAUGUUGUGGGAGAUGUCUCCAGUAGAAGACCAGAAGACUACCCACCCACAGAGGUCUUGGUUGAGCAUGUGUUUGAGUUUGUGAUAGAGGGUGUGAAAGGCCUGAAGUUGUUUGAUGACAUGAUCUGGGGAGAGGCAGAUUGUUUCAUACAGUACCAUUUCCCUGCACAGCAGCAGACCAAGCAACCUGGGGUACCUGCCAUACAAUAUGCUGUGCCUACACUGAAACCUUUUAGGACAGCCACCACCCUGUGUAUACCAGACCCUACGUUUCAUGAAGUGACCAGACAUCGGAUUCUACUACCAGAGGGCACUCCUGUCCAGAGAGAGCUGGUUACAGCCUGUGCAGGAGCAGGGGGUGGAGGUGGUGGUGUCCCCAUUGAAGUAUGGUGCAGAUAUUACUAUCCCAAUGUCAGAGACCAAGUCAUUGCAAAGGCUGUGCUACCCCUGGCCAAGCUAUGUGCAAUGGUGACCAUGCAGAAAAGAGGAGAGCCCAGUGUCCAAACCUUCUCUCUGCCCCUGACCACACUGGCAGGAGACUCGGACAACCUUGGACCUGAGGAGAGGGCAAAGUUAAAAGAAGCUGGGUUACUAGAAGUGACUGUUCAUUACAAAACCAACACAUUGAAGGCUUCCCCAGAGGAGAAAUAUGGCACAGCCAGUCAUGCUGUGGCUUCAGCUCAAGUCUGCAUCUCUGUGGGCAUUGUCAGGGCAUCAGGACUGAAGGCUGCUGCAGUGGCUGUAGCCAGACAUGAUGAUGGAAUGCAGUAUCCAGCUGAAGUAGGGGUUAAUGCAUAUGUCAGAACCAGGCUGUCCUUCCUAUCAAAACAAGAUGAGCGUAUCACUAGGACUGUGGCCAGGACAUUUGCUCCAGAGUUCUCCUACUUCAUGGACUUCCCAUGUCCUCUGCUGUGGACAGAGGAAGACAGUGACGCCCUCUGCCUGGCCGAGAUACUGGAGACAGCAGAGGUCACCUUUGAGAUGUGGCAUCAAGUACCUGGGCUGUCUCCUGACUUAGAUGGUCAGUAUGUAUACACGGGAUCAGCAGAAGUAACUGGUAGAAAACUGUUCACAAAGACUGGAGAUGUAUUACUGGGGACAACAACUAUACCACUGCUCUAUCUUCUUACUCAUAAGACUGGUCUCCAUGGCUGGUACCCUGUCCACCUCCCAUCCCUGGGCUGGGCAAAAAAGGCUGGAAAAGAUGAAGUACAGGCAGAUGAUUCCUCCCCUCACCAUGGAAACAAAGGGCUAGAGCGUGUGGUUGGUGGACUUGAGGUGUCACUCAGGUUUGCUCACCAUGAUGACCGUGGUAGAGUGAUCCAUGCUGCCAGAGGAGUGGGUUGGGCUCCUGAGUAUGACCUGGAGGAUGACUGGGAAAGUGCAGAUGAAAGUUCAGACAGCAUAAACCAUGUAACUGUCCAUUUGGACAUGGGAGCUUUCCCACUGACCAAUGCCCUCAUAGCUGGACAAACUAAACUGGACAAGAAUGCCAGGUGCUAUGUCAGGUACAAGUUCUUUGACAAAGCUGCUACCCUGUCCAGGUUAUCUCCACUGACAGUGCAUGAAGAAGGUUACAUAGUAUCUGCAGUAAACCAUCAACAUAACCUGAACAUCAGUAGAUCUGCACCUUUCCUAUGGUAUUUGAAGGAAGAGAGACUUGAAGUUCAGUUAUGGGUGAGCUACAGUGGUAAGGAUGGAGAGAGGGCCAAGCCACGCCACAGGGACAAACUUAUAGGCUGUGCUUAUAUAGACCUGGAGAGUCUAGCAGACAGGAGGAGAAGACAACAUAGGGUUAGCGGCAUGUACCCCCUGUUCAAGCCAGGGGUGUCCAGUCUGGGGGGUGCUUUCCUCAGGGCACAUGUCACUCUGAAACCAGCAUUUGGAAGAAUGGAACAGGAAUCAGAAGAAGAGGUGACAUUUGCCAGCAGCGAUGAAAACUCUGACGUAGAAAUGUUACCCAGAUCCAGACAUGGUAAGGAAAAGGAAGGUGGAGCACACAAAAAGCAAAAGUACAAAGAUGAAGAAGAAGAUAUCAUUCCUCCAGACAAGCACAGUUUUGCAGCACAUAUCAGUAUUGAGAGGGCUUUACAUUUACCUGUAGUCACAGACAAGCACAGCCAUGAAACAGGUCCACCAAACAGCUACGUCGCCUACCAGACUGCAGAGAAAACCGUCCCAUCCCAUACUAACGUAGUCCCCAGUACAGGCUGCCCACUGUGGGAGCAUCAGCAUGAUACCAGGCUCAGCAAAGACCUGCUGUAUGGAGAGAGCAAGCAUCUGGUCUUCAAGGUGUGGCACAAACCAAAGGCAGCUUCACAGUCACCAGAUAAGUCAGUGGACAGAGUGCUAGGGUUUGUAUCUGUGGACCUGUCUCCUCUCCUGCAUGGCUUGAAGCAGAUCUGUGGCUGGUAUAACAUCAUGGACUUCAGUGGACAGUGCCAGGGCCAGAUUAAAGUCAGCGUGGUUCCCCAGGAGAUACUCCAGCCCAUAGAGAAGUCUGCACCAGAGGAGAAGACUACACCAAAGAAGCCAUUUGGAGGAAUGUAUGCAUCAUCUGCCACCUAUCCAAGUUUUCCUGCCCAUCUCUCCUGGUACCCAGAACAACAGAUACGGCUUGAAGACCAUCACUCACUGCCACCUCUGCCACCCCAUCAUGAAGAGCACUAUCAAAAUGUCAAAAAGUACCACGAACAAUUGCACCAGCAGGGGGCAGCACCAGCACAUCACCAGGCGGCACCACCAGCACAUCACCAGGUGGCACCACAGGAUCAUUACCAGGCAGCAGCAGAGAGGGAGCCACUCCAGCAGGGAAAUUCUUCCAGUUCUUUCCUUUUCUCAAAUCUCAGGUCCAAUAUGCGUGAUUUGGAUGAUAUCACAAGAAGACUGCAGUUCAAGUUGGCAAGUUCUAAAUGGCCAGAUGAGCUGACAUCACAACAACAACAACAACAGCAACAACAAAGACCACAGACACAACCCGAACGACAUGGUAGACACAAACAAAACUCACACAAUCCAGUAGCUGGAAUUGUACACCAAACUGUGCAGGAUAUGUUUGGAAGUACAGACAGGCCCCAUCUUGAAAGAGAAGGUGAAGUGACACCUGUUGAGAGCCUUGGACUACUUUCUGGCAGCAAAAUGCCUCAAACUGGGCCUGGCUCAGGCAAAGGUGAAGAAUCUCAAGGUGAUCAAAGACCACACGCUCUUUUGUCUCCAAAGCUUGCAGCUAAGUUUCCAUCAUACAAUCCUGAGAAACAGACUUCUGGUGAGGAGCCCUCCAGACCUGACAAAUUAAAACACACAGUUCAGGACCCAGUUAAUGGAAGAGAAGGCAGUGUGGUUACAAAAUUGCAAUUCGACGACAUACCUCCAAGACCACAUAAAGCACAGCCUACAGAUAGGACUGAUUUAGACGUUCAACUGAGAGCAAUGUCUCCUGCCUCUUCACUUCUCUCAGUACAUGAUAGUGAUGAUGAUGAUGAAAUUUUGACAGGAUGGAAACAGAGGCCAAGUUCCUCAGAAGGUGAAGAAGAUGUGGAAAAUGAGGACACAAGUUUUGUGGUCCCUAAACCUCUCAAUGAUAUCUCUAGCUGGGGACUAGAGGAAAGGACAGGCAAACUGCCACAGCCAGCUGAGUUCAAACCAGUAGGGCCUCCUAAAGUUCAAAGGUUUAGUGAGAAGGAUAGCUGGCUAAGUGAUGCUUCCAUUGCUCCUGAACAGUCACGUCUUGACAAGACAUCGCCAGUGACCUCUGUUGGCCAACAUCUGUUACAUGAUGAAGUUCAAAGAUCUGAAGAAGAGGAUCAAGAAAUAGAGGCAUUUUUCACGAACCCGCCCCCACCUUCAGACAGGCACUCUCCCUCAGUGGUUCCAACUGGUGACAGGCACAGACAGGUUGAAUCCAGAGAGGAGACCUCAGCCUCCAACACGCCCAGCCCCAUCCUGCCACCACCAUCUCAUCACAAACAACAGGAGUUGACUGGAGCACAGUCCAGCAGCACCCUGAGGACACCCAGUCCAGUUAGUCCAGUGUUCAUGACAAAUACUGAAUAUGAUCACCAGGUUCAUUUCACACCAGAGAAAGGACUUAGCGGGACCCCAACACCAUGUUCCUCUGACCUGGACAGCCAGCAACAUUAUUCACCUCGUACAGUGCCACCUUUAGGUAGAUCUGAUGUAAGACAGGCCCAACACAGUGGUGAAUUGACCUCUCAUGGUCCUGUCUUGACCAAGAGAGGAGAGGAGAGGUAUAUGAGAGAUGUGGACACUGAUAAUAGACUUAAUAAAGAGAAAGGCAAGUCUCCUGUAAAAGCAGAACCUAGAUUCUCUGAAAGAGAUCAGGAUCAAGACUCCAGCAGUGAAACGGAAGUUCUACCUUUAUCUAGAGCACCUGCAGAUCUAAAGGAGAACAUACCACCAAGAUAUCAGGAAUUAUCCCAGGCAGCCACCGUUCCAAACUUCUUCCUGCCAGCCCAGGACCUGGAGGCUUCCAUGAGGGCACUGCAGAUGGCCACUGCUCUCCAUCCUAGACCAGAACCAAGGAGGCAGGACAUUAUAGAUCAAGCUCCUCAAGAUCCCAGAACAGAACAAAAAGCAAAAGCUGCCAAUGAACUGGUAAACAGACUGUCUUCCAAACCAGGCAACAAGCCUAAGAUGCCUUUAUCAGUAAAAAGCAGACCUCUUCCCACUGCAGAAGAGACAAAGCGAAUAGCAAAAAUAUUUUCAUCAAAUCUUUCAUGAUUUAAAGUUCAUAAUUAUCUACACAGUGAUACUGUUAUCCACUUCACCCAACAGGUUUUACCUGAAUUAAGUUAAUGACAUUUUAGCCAAAGCUUUCAAAAAUGACUGCCAAUGCUCAGGUAAAUAAUCUUUUUCAAACAGUAUAUUUAUUAAAAUUCAUGGAAGUAGAAUCUUGGACAAUGUUUGUGUAACAAUUACAGAUGUAUAAAUAUUCAUGAUUUACAUUGACUUAAAUAUGUAUGAGAAUGUAAUGAGAUGACAUUCAAUUAUAUUUGAGUGCAGUUUUUAUACACACUGCAGUUAUUUUGUUCAUUCAUGAUCUUUAGGGAAAAGAAGACUAUUUAUUAAAUUAAUAAAAUAAAAAGAUUCCUUGCCAAACAAAGCAUACCAUUACAGUUAACGUUACAUUUUCUUGUAAGAACACCAUAAUGUCUAGAGAGAUUGGCAUUAAAUUAAAAAUGACUGCAUCAAAAUGAUUUGCUGUCGUAAAAUAUUUAGUACAGUUAAAUCUAACACAAGAUCUCUGA
Lingula anatina is the source of this 8593-nucleotide messenger RNA. RefSeq names its product C2 domain-containing protein 3-like. The record is from RefSeq and is a predicted model, not a curated record. NCBI's taxonomy places the organism in Eukaryota, Metazoa, Brachiopoda, Lingulata, Lingulida, Lingulidae. Gene Ontology annotation, biological process: protein localization to centrosome; cilium assembly; centriole elongation. Gene Ontology annotation, cellular component: centriole; microtubule organizing center; centriolar satellite.